GUGCUUAAAUAGCAGUCAAGCCGACUGGCUGUGUCCGUGUGCAUCGAUAAUUUUAAUAUUAUAAUAUAAAAUUUACGUUUACGCAUAUAUCGAUCAAUCGUUACUACAAUCCGUCGAACAAAUUACAAAACAUUUUAUAACUUUUGAGUAGAUAUUUAACUGUUUGUAGUAUUAUAAUAGAUACGGUGUAUCCGAAUUGGUUCCGAAACGUCCGAAUUGGUUCCCGGUUUGUCCAUUGUAGGUAUAAACUAUAUGUAAAUUUACGUGGAUGUGAAAACCCUGACAAAAUGACCAAAUGGCCGUUGAUGAUGAUUAUACUGGCUCUCAUUAGCACGGUUCAAUGGCUUAAUUCAACAGCACAACGAACAAAAGACAAUAAUCCAUACUGGGAAGGGUAUUUAAGGUUUUCAGCAAGGAAUAGGCUUAUAAGAACACGUUUUUUUGAUCAAGAUACUACUGCAACUAUAGCCAACACAUCAAGUUAUAAGGAGGAUGAAAAAGAUGAACCUGUUAUAAGAGCAACAAAGUUGACCAAAAGAUCUAUUAAAACAAAAAUUUCACCAAUUGUUUUUCUAAAUCCAGUUUCAAUUAACAAAUUUAUACCAGAUCCACAAGUGAUGGAAAAAUGUUCAUUAAAUGAAACUUUUUGUGUGAAAGUUGAUGUUUAUCCAAAACAAUAUGCAUACGAUCUUUUUAGAAAAAGCAAAUAUAUGUCUACUUCUUAUUUUGGAAAUGAUACUGAAAAUAAUGAAAUACAGACAAGAAUAGCCAAUAGUAAUCUUGAAAAAUUCUGUGAAUCAAGAGAAGAACUUAUAUUUCCGCAAGCAGCUAUUACAAAAAAAGAUGAAUGGCGUUAUAUUGUACAAGACAUAAAUAUUAACAACACCAAUUUUAAACAAGGGAUACGAGUGGAGAUAUGCAAUGCUUAUUCUGGAGCGAAGUGCAAAUUUAAUGGACUUUUACCAUUAGGAUACACAACAACUUGUGUACAAAAAUAUAUCUAUAAAAAAUUGGUUGCCAUUAAAGAUUUUAAAGAAAUAUAUUAUGAAAGUUUUAAAUUACCAUCCUGUUGUGAGUGCAUGUAUAGUAAACCUGCAUAUAAUGACCAGAAGCUAGCGGAGCUAACUACGUGUUAAACAAGAAAAAUUAAAAAGGUUAAGAUACAUACACAAAAAUUAAAAUAUAUAUUUAAUCUGUAAAAUGAUAUAAUGUAAUUUAGAAACAAUGUGUAAAUAUGUAUACUCUUUAUUAAACAUUUGGUUGAUAUAAAUAACAUAUAAAAUAUUCAAAGUUGAAAAUGUAAUCUAAAAUAAAGUUAAGGUAACAGUGUUCAA
Molecule: messenger RNA, 1334 nt
Organism: Acyrthosiphon pisum (pea aphid)
Lineage: Eukaryota; Metazoa; Arthropoda; Insecta; Hemiptera; Aphididae
Gene: Spz1-1
Product: spaetzle 1-1
Biological process (GO): central nervous system formation; innate immune response
Cellular component (GO): extracellular region
Molecular function (GO): Toll binding; growth factor activity
Source: RefSeq, marked validated